AUGCGUGUGCCACUCGUCGAGGAGACCGCAAUUCGCCGAGGCGUGAGACUAUCCGGUCCUCCGCUUGAACACGCCACGACUCAUUCCGACGAGUACGCUCGGAAAUUCCGUUGGCCUCAGCAUGUUCGUAACCUGCGGAAGACUAACUUUUCUCAAGAUCCACUUGAGAUUCUGGAGGACUACGAAAGUGCUUUCGCACAAGUUCCUCGUCCUAUAGUGGCACUAGCUGCAGAAGCCCUGCGCCGCUCAUCGCGAAAACGAAGACGAAGUGGUAGUGGUGGUGGUGAGAAUCAAACAGAACCCAGUGAAGAGGGUCCUUCUGCGGCUACUUUACUGAACAUUGCCCGGGUCGGUGGGCAGUUCGGUGACCACUUUGUCGAGUCCUUACUCACUGCAAACGCAAGAGCACUUCAAGGCAUUGACGAUGGGUUCGACUACGAUAAGCGCUGCUGGUCUUCCCUCCCAACGAAGAAAAAGCCGAUCGCAAACUGGAGAUUUGUUCUCGAGCACGUACGAAGAACCAUGUGUAAAUCGGACCGUUUUCGGGAUGUCAUGUACCCGGCCAUGAAGCCUGAGUCAGUAGCGCCUGCAUAG
Molecule: messenger RNA, 594 nt
Organism: Phytophthora sojae
Lineage: Eukaryota; Oomycota; Peronosporomycetes; Peronosporales; Peronosporaceae
Exons: 5
Coding region: 1-594 (197 amino acids)
Source: RefSeq, a predicted model, not a curated record